Messenger RNA from Toxorhynchites rutilus septentrionalis, 947 nucleotides. It is a transcript of the gene Prosalpha2, whose product is annotated as proteasome subunit alpha type-2. Gene Ontology annotation, biological process: ubiquitin-dependent protein catabolic process. The coding region runs from base 128 to 832 and encodes 234 amino acids. Gene Ontology annotation, cellular component: proteasome core complex, alpha-subunit complex; proteasome core complex. The record is from RefSeq and is a predicted model, not a curated record. The transcript is spliced from 3 exons. NCBI's taxonomy places the organism in Eukaryota, Metazoa, Arthropoda, Insecta, Diptera, Culicidae.
CGCUUUCAAACUGUCAUCUGCCACACACCGUGAAUAAGCUGUUUCGGCAAAGUUCAUCAACGAGUGCGAUUCUGGAUUACAAUCGUGUUUAUUGGUUCAAAUAUUGUAGUAAUUAGGGUGUCUGAAAAUGGCAUCGGAGCGUUACAGCUUUUCGCUGACUACGUUCAGUCCUUCCGGGAAACUGGUCCAGAUUGAGUAUGCAUUGGCAGCGGUCGCUGCGGGGGCACCAUCUGUUGGUAUCAAGGCUUCAAAUGGGGUUGUGAUUGCCACCGAGAACAAGCAGAAAUCCAUUUUGUACGAUGAACACAGCGUUCACAAAGUUGAAUUGGUCACAAAACACAUUGGUAUGAUUUACUCCGGGAUGGGCCCGGAUUACAGACUACUGGUGAAACAAGCGCGCAAGAUCGCUCAGAACUAUUUCCUCACCUAUAGGGAACCGAUUCCUACUUCGCAGUUGGUGCAGAAAAUUGCCACUGUGAUGCAGGAAUAUACGCAAUCUGGUGGUGUGCGACCGUUUGGGGUUUCGCUGCUGAUUUGCGGCUGGGAUGAAGAUCGUCCUUAUCUUUUCCAGUGCGAUCCUUCAGGAGCAUACUUCGCCUGGAAGGCAACGGCCAUGGGCAAAAAUGCUAUAAAUGGCAAAACUUUUCUGGAGAAGCGAUACAGCGAAGACCUGGAGCUGGACGAUGCGGUCCAUACAGCGAUUUUGACUUUGAAGGAAGGGUUCGAGGGUCAAAUGACUGCUGAUAACAUCGAAGUUGGCAUUUGCGAUGCCAACGGUUUCCGCCGACUAGACCCAUCGGAUGUUAAGGAUUAUCUGGCUAAUAUUCCGUAAAUAAUAUAGUUUUGUCGAGAUAAAACAUAGUAACAAAUUUUGCUUGUAACUGUGUAACCCAUUGCGGAUAAAUAAUUACUUUUCUGGUAUUCAAUAAAUAAAAAGGUAUUCCGAU